Messenger RNA from Opisthorchis viverrini, 1065 nucleotides. RefSeq lists its product as hypothetical. The record is from RefSeq and is a predicted model, not a curated record. Gene Ontology annotation, molecular function: aspartic-type endopeptidase activity. Bases 4 to 999 code for a protein of 331 amino acids. The transcript is spliced from 5 exons. Gene Ontology annotation, biological process: proteolysis. NCBI's taxonomy places the organism in Eukaryota, Metazoa, Platyhelminthes, Trematoda, Opisthorchiida, Opisthorchiidae.
GACAUGCACGUAGCCACGGUGCAAGUGGGCACUCCCCCGCAAAAAUUCUACGUAGUUUUGGAUACCGGUUCACCACAGAGGUGGCUGCUGUCAGCUAGCUCAAAUGAUCCUAACAUUAAAUCGCGGAAAAGGAAGUACAAGUCGAAGACAAGGAAACCCACAGAAACGACAGUUAGCGUCACAUAUAUGAGCAUGAAAAUUUUUGGACAGCUUGUUGAGGAUAAGCUGACUAUAGCUGGAUAUACCAUGGAUAACUUCAAGUUUCUGGAGGUAACUGAGAUGUCUCCAGCUCUUGAGAAGGAUGAAAAGUUUGAUGGUGUUUUCGGACUGGUUUUGGAUAUGACAUCUUUGGUGUUUCAUCCUACGCUACUUGGACUGAUGCAACAGUGGGGCCUGAUUGAAGAGUACUCUGUAUCAUUCCGAUUCUGUGGAAAGCAGUCUACAACUGGCGCAACAAUUUUCGAGAGAGGAGACGCAGUCUUUGGGGAUGUCCCGAACGAGUACCACUAUGGUCAUGUGGUUUAUCUGGCGACUACUCCUUCGCGGUUGCCCACAGUUUCGGUUACUCUCAUCCGGUUUGGAGACCUCGUGUUAUGUAGGGACUGUCAUGUGCUCAUCGAUACAGGCAGUUAUUACAUAAUCGGCCCGAAAGACCUCAUAAAGAAAAUUCACCUUCAAAUGACUUUUAGGGACGUCACUGAACGAGGAGUUUACGUAGAAUGCCGACAUAUUUAUACGUAUCCAGAACUUGAGGUAAUACUGGGUGGUACCACUUUCAGAAUACCAGCGGCUAAAUUAAUAAUGGAGGUUGUUCGUGGAAGGGAUCGAAAAUGCCUAUCAGGAUUUAUGCAAAAACCGACGUCUGAACAUUCAUGGAUACUUGGAAUGCCAUUUUUGCACAAUGUCUUGACAGUAUUCCAACCAAUGUAUCAGAGAAUUGGGUUUGCGAAGGUCAACUGCGACUCGCCUCCAAUCCAGUCCACAUCCGUGAAUUCUUAAGACGCUGAUGAAAAAUAAUGGCAAUUUGCAGUGCUUUCUGUUUGGACAAUAAAUGUUGGAAACAAA